Insectozyma verbasci is the source of this 894-nucleotide messenger RNA. The record is from the annotation of a GenBank genome assembly. NCBI's taxonomy places the organism in Eukaryota, Fungi, Ascomycota, Pichiomycetes, Serinales, Debaryomycetaceae.
AUGUCACUAGCUGGUUUACGUAAACAAUUAGAUAAUUUCAAGAUUGAUAGGAUAACGAUCGGUAUCAAAUCCAAACAAUUUAUAAAAUGGAGAAUUAGUGAUUUAUUUCUCAUUAUAAUUUUAAUCAUCAUAUUUUUCACCGUCCCUAAUUUCAAACCUUUUCAUAGAUUAUUUUAUCUUGAUGAUAAAAGGAUACAAUAUCCAUUUGCAGAACAUGAGACAGUUACUACCUUUCAAUUAUUUUUAUAUUCAACAUGGAUACCAUUAAUUAUAAUAAAUAUAUUCUCAAUUUUAUUCACUUCAUUAAAUUAUAAAAUUUAUCUCAGUUAUAUAAUAUCACUUGGUCUAUUAUUAAGUGUCAUUCUAACUUCAGUGGUAACUGAUAUUUUAAAGAAUUUUUUUGGUAGACACAGACCUGAUUUUUUGGCACGUUGUUUACCAAAAGAAGGUACUCCAACAGAUGUAUUAGUUUCAAUUGAUGUUUGUACACAAACUGAUUCAGGUAUAUUGGAAGAUGGAUUUAGAACAACUCCUUCUGGACACUCCUCUAUUUCAUUUGCUGGUGGUGUAUUUUUAACAUUAUUUUUAAUAGGUCAAUUACAAUCCUUGAAUACAAAAGUAGGUACUUUAAGAUUUAUAAUUUGUUUUAUACCUACUUUUUGUGCUUGUUUAAUUGCAUUAAGUAGAACAGAGGAUUAUAGACAUAAUUUUAUUGAUAUUUUUGUUGGUUCAUUGAUUGGUAUAACUAUUGCAACUUAUAAUUAUUUUAAAUUAUUCCCUAAAUUAACAGAUUCAAAGAGUUAUUGUACAAAAAUUAUGAUUGAAGAAAUGAAAGAUGAUAGUAAACAAAAUAUUGAAAAUGAAUUGGAAUAUACAAGACUUGAAAAUGUAUAA